Coprinopsis cinerea okayama7#130 is the source of this 1560-nucleotide messenger RNA. RefSeq lists its product as hypothetical. The coding region runs from base 1 to 1560 and encodes 519 amino acids. The record is from RefSeq and is a predicted model, not a curated record. The transcript has 7 exons. Lineage: Eukaryota; Fungi; Basidiomycota; Agaricomycetes; Agaricales; Psathyrellaceae.
AUGAUUAGCUUUGUGAGCCCCAAUUACGAGGACGAGGUAGAAGCAAAAAUCACGCACGUCACAGAAAUCAGGUAUUAUCCUCCUAGUGGUCGCGCAAGGGACAUGGGAUGUCUGAGGAGCAUGUAUGAGAAGCAUAAGGCCGCCAUGCUCCCCCUUAGAGACAACGAGAAAGGGCUCAAGAAGUAUAUCGAGGAACAACGGGAGAUCCUUAGCGGCUAUCGAAGGUUCAUUUCUGCAUUGCGGCGAUGGGAAGACAACUACCCUGGAGACAAGGUCGCAUACGCGGACCAAAAACGAAGAGAUCAAGAGUUAAUAUACAUGUCAUAUCUGGAGAAACUUGGCUUCAAGGACGAGGCGGAAAUGAUGGGACUCAGUGCCCUCCAGACUCUUCCACGAUUCAGGAAUUGGGAAAAAAUCACACCCCAAGUAAUCGAGAUUAUGACCGAAGUCCGCGAGACCCUAGCCAAGAAGAGCAGGGACGAAGCAAUGGCGCUUGCGAAACGAAAGAAGGAAGAGUCGAUACAGAUGCGUCUCGCCCAUUUAAACGCUGUCCGCGAGUAUUAUGUGCUGCGCCAUCGACAUGAAAUUGUCCCGAAUGUAGUGGACCUCGCCAUCGCCGAACCGUUCUUCUCCCUCAUCACUGGCACUCCAUAUGACGAGCCGGUUACCUCGAAGGAAUUCAUUCCUCUGCUGGAUCAUAUUCCCAGGAUCUCGCAGGAAUGGCGCGAAGCUGCCAUGGACCUGCUAUUGGGAUUGAUGGCUCAGCCCUCCGGCUCUGGCGGUACCCUGAACAAGGGAAAAGAGAAGGACAAGCGAUUUUCUCCUGACCGCUCUGUUCUGGACAGGGCAACAACCUUCUUCAGCUGCAUCUGGUGCACGGAGAUUCUUGCCUACCCUACAGUUCUUACCCAUCCCUGCGUAUCUCAAAAACGUAGGAGCACGGCAAAAUCCGACGACAGGGGCGCUCCUUCUGAUUCGGGGGAUUUCUUUCUAAACUACUGGGAUGUGACCAUCUGGAACAGAAGUCACGACCAACUCGAGUACGAUCACGAAACGUCAGAAUGCGCAAAGCACCUGGUCACACUGUGCGGAAAGGACCCGGCCUCACUCACACUCGAGGCGAUGGACCAACUCGACGUCAGGUUCGAGUGUUUGCGCUGUCAUAAACCCAACUUCAAGGAAGGGCGUCUGGUAAUGAAUUGGAGAAACGCACUCAUGCACGAGUUCAAAAAACAUUCCGAGCAGGAUACAUUCAAGACCGGAUGGCUGCUUCUCUCCGACGAGGACACCGUCACUGCCAAGGCCAAGGAAGUCAUAGCAGCACAAAAAAACGGAUUAAACGUCCCACCUCAAUACUACUGCGUCGAAUGUAGCUUCAGCCACAUUGAAGAUGGCCAAAUAUUCUAUCCUCCUGGGCGAUAUCCUCCGCCCCUGAAAGGACCGGAUAGUAAGUGUAGCAGAAACCACGACAUGUCCCAUGGGGUCUUUGAACAGCAUCGAUAUCCUAGGAAUGUUAAGGUUGCUGGUUUCGUAGGCGAUACCCUCCCUGUUAAGAUUUAG